GGAGGACAUCUUCCUGCUUGGAGGAGUCACCGCAGCAAGCUACGGAAGCCGUCUGGCCCAAAGAGGGGCACAAAGUCUAGUGGGUGUGUGGGGUCUGAAGCCCGAGGGGUAAAAGUAGCACCCGCUGCUUCGUCUCCAUCCUCUUUCUGCUCUGCUUUAACCCAAGGACACCCACAGAAGUGCGUGGGGCUGAGACUCCAAAUUGUCCUCGGAAUCCUCAGGGCGUCUUCUGUCCUCCCUGCCAUGGCCUUCAGGCAAAGGAGCCAAUCCCGUCAGGGCUCUGCUGGGGAACGAGAGGAGCAUCCAUGCCCCUCUCGGGACCAGGAAGGUCCUCAGUCCCUCCCCCUGGAGGUUCUGUAUCAGAAGAUAAAUAUAUUGGUGGAUUUCCUGCUCCAAAAGUAUAGUAUUAAGGAAAUGACCACCAGGGCAGAAAUCCUUCACUGUGUCCUGAAGGAUCACUGGGAGCACUUCCCUCUGAUCUUUGCAAAAGUCUGUGAUUGCUUGUACAUGCUCUUUGGCGUUGAUGUGAAGGAAGUAGAUCCCCCCGGGUGCAUAUAUUCCCUUGACCCUGUCCUGGGUCUCACCUAUAAUGAGCGAAAUGGUGAUGACUACCGCAGUGCCAAAAGCAGCAUCUUGAUCUUGAUUAUCACCACCAUCUUCAGGAAGGGCAACCGAGCCAGUGAGAAAGUUAUCUGGCUUGAACUCAGCAGGAUGGGGGUGUUUGAUGGGAGGGAGCACGCAGUCUAUGGGGAGCCCAGGAAACUCAUCACUGAGGACCUGGUGGAGGAAGGGUAUCUAGAGUAUCGCCAGGUGCCCAAUAGCAAUCCCGCUCGCUAUGAGUUCCUGUGGGGCCCAAGGACCCACGCUGAAACCAACAAGAUGGAGGUCCUGGAGCAUUUGGCUAAGGUCAAUAAGAGAGAUCCGUGGUCCUACCUCCGUCUCUAUGAGGAGGCUUUCAGAGAGCAGCAAGAGGCUCUCCAUGCACAACGUGUGGGCCACUGAGGGGCAAGGUGCAGGCCAGGGACAGGGCGUGUCCGGAAGCCACGUCACUAGCUCAGCUCCUGUCCAUGUAAAAUGACUCCCAUCCUUCAGUCUUUGUUUCAGGAGAGCAGCAAGCUAGCUCAGUAGUAAAGAGAUAGGUAGGAGGGGAAAAUA
Fukomys damarensis (Damara mole-rat) is the source of this 1155-nucleotide messenger RNA. RefSeq names its product melanoma-associated antigen 10. The transcript has a single exon. Lineage: Eukaryota; Metazoa; Chordata; Mammalia; Rodentia; Bathyergidae. The coding region runs from base 244 to 1002 and encodes 252 amino acids. Gene Ontology annotation, cellular component: nucleus. The record is from RefSeq and is a predicted model, not a curated record. Gene Ontology annotation, biological process: negative regulation of transcription by RNA polymerase II.